UGUGACGGACCUGGUUUCCGGUGAGCUCGAGCAGGCAGGCGGGCGGGCGGUUGGACGGGACGGACGGACCGGUCACUCCCUCUCCCUCUCCCCGGUGUUUCCGAGCCCCGAGACCGCGCGAAAUGAAUCCAUUGGGAGAGAGGGGACCUGGCACGUCCCUGAUAGAUAGGACCAUGAAGAUGAGGAAGGAAGCACAAGUCAGGAAAGUUGUGCUGGUGUGGGGUCUGCUCAACAUGUCGCUCGCUGGCAUGAUUUACAUGGAAAUGACUGGAAAAUUGCUGACCAGGUUCUUCAACGUUACAUACUGGCUUCUGUGGUAUAUUGAAUUUGGGCUGAUUGUUUUGUUUAGCCUGAACGCAAUGUUUGACUUCUGGCGAUACUUCAGAAGUACAGUUGUUCCAGUUAACUUGGUCAUGAGUCCAGAGCAACAAAGGCUUCUUGGGGUUGGAAAUCAAGCAAUACAGACAACUCCGCAAGAGAAACCGGCAAUUGCCACCACUCCCAACUCUUCCCCCUCGAGCCUCAGCCAGGGACAGAAUGUUCUGUCCUACAGCCCAUCACGCCCCCUCGGAUCCAGUCCUAAAUUCAAUGCUACCUGUAUGUCUGGCUUUAGUCCCACAUUACAGACACCUUCCCCCAUGGGUUGUGGGUCCUUUCCAUCAUCCCCCGUGAUGUAUUCACCUGGAAGCACCUUCAGUACGGGUCAUGGUUGCAGUCCAGUUCAUUGUAUAUCUUCAUACCCGAAUAACAUUGGAUCUACAGAGUGCUCCGGCGUCAGAUCCCGUUACCGAUCCUCACCCUCUGUGUACAGCAUGCCCCUCACAAGAGACGAGUAUCUCACAGAUAUCAGAUCUCUGGAGUCCUACCUGCGAUCUGAAGAGGAGAAGCACAAUCGCAGUCACCAAGGAAGUCCUGAUUCUGUUGGCUCGAUCAACAACCCGACCUUUUGGAAUUGCAAUCGAUCUACAGGAGACUACUCACAAUCACUGCGCAAGUUCCAAUACCAACUGGCCUCCAGGUCACAAGCUCCCUCAGCCCACAAAGACGAAGCUGACCUGGGAUCUAAGCUGGUUUCAGCAGAGGUGUGGAUGAGGCUCAAUAUGAGUCGUCAGCAGCUUGACCUUGUGGAUUCCUGGACAGCAAACCUGAGAAACUGGAUCAACGAGACCAUUUUGAAUCGUUUGGUGAAAGAGAUCGACUGUGUGAACGUGCAGCUGAGGAGACUGGGGUGUCCAGAACUGCAAGUGGGAGAAACGAGCAUCUGCAGCCUGAGACAGGCUGCACUGGUCAGAGCUCUGCAGAUUCCAACACUGAACAUGGUUGUCCAGUAUCUAGACAUCACUCCAAACCAGGAGUACCUAGUGGAGAGGAUCAAAGAGUUAGCACACGGUGGUUGUAUGAGCUCAUUCCGAUGGAAUGGCGGAGGAGAAUACAAAGGCAGGAAGUGGAACACAGACCUACCGACAGACUGCGCUAUUAUAAUGCACAUGUUCUGCACCUACCUGGACUCCAGGCUGCCUCCACAUCCCAAGUACCCUGAUGGCAAAACUUUCACUUCCCAACAUUUUAUACAGACUCCAGAUAAACCGGAUACGUUGAAUGAGCACUUGUUCUGCAUAUACCAGAGUAAUAUUCAUCCUCCACACUAUCAGCUCAUCUACCAAGGGCAUGUGUACAAUUUACCAAAGGACCGAAGUAACAUGUUUCACACAAUACUGAUGUUUCUCAAUGUGAUAAAGACAAAAGAAUCUGGAAUGCUCGGAAGAGUGAAUCUCGGGCUGUCUGGAGUCAACGUUUUAUGGAUUUUUGGAGACUAAGUGAAAGUUGCCGGACUACUACAUAGCACCAACGUUGAUGUUUUGAUCCACACAGAAACUGAAACUUUCUUACCUGAUUUAAAUACCUUUCUGGUUAUUUUAUAUAUUUGCUUUUCUACUGAAUCUUGUCAAACUGUUAUAUGAUUGGAGGGGCAGAAGAUGAUUGGAGUGUUCACUUCUGUCUAUGGAACAUGGGAUUGUAUUUGAGGUUUGACUUUCUCGGGACUGAAAAACCUUGUCUUUUGAAAACUCGACGCUGGAAUUUUUUUUAACCAAUUUAAAAGAACCGGUAUUGUUAUUUAUAUACUUUUGUAACGCUGACUUUGCCUAAAAGGGGAAGUGAAAGGAACCGCAGAAUUUUUAUUUCAUUAUUUCGUGAACCCCUUACAAAAUUGUGUGUAGGAAUAAGUUUUAGUUCUCAAAAAUGUAAACCUUUGAGGGAGAGAAAGUUUGUACAGAACAUGUGAUCUGCCACGACUGUAAAUUUUGUAUAAAGGGAGUCUUAAUCUGAAAUGGGAAACUCGAGCGAUUGUGACAGAAGCACAGUCUUGUAAAGGCAUGUUUAGUUUGCAAGUGCCUCACCCCAUAUUGGUUUUAAACACAUAUUUGAUGGUUAGUUACAUCAAAACCUUUGUGAAGACUGGGGCUACUUUUGUAAUUUUUUUUCUAGUAACCAUUUUGUAUGAUAGUUGCUGUUUUAUAUCGCAAUAGGACAUUUAGAGACCCUCCAAAGUAAAAUGGGCUGCAGUAGUUUGUUAAUGAAUUGAUUUGCUUUAAACAAUACUUUUCCCAA
This is a messenger RNA of Callorhinchus milii (elephant shark), 2610 nucleotides long. It is a transcript of the gene tmem209, whose product is annotated as transmembrane protein 209. The transcript has 15 exons. The record is from RefSeq and is a predicted model, not a curated record. The coding region runs from base 123 to 1817 and encodes 564 amino acids. Gene Ontology annotation, cellular component: membrane. Lineage: Eukaryota; Metazoa; Chordata; Chondrichthyes; Chimaeriformes; Callorhinchidae.